UACACGCGCCGCACUGGAGCAGUUGUCAGUCGGGGAAGCUGCUGUCAGUGCGGCGCUAACCGAGCUGUUUGCCGGCUAGCUUGCGCUGGGAGACAGUUUAAAAAGCUAACAAUGGCAGGUGUGCACCCUCAGGACGACCUGCUGAAGAUGACACACAGAGAGAACUGGCAGGUGCAGAACGAGCGUCUCCAUGUGAAGCACAGGGCUUAUGAGGACAUGCACAAGGGUCACAAGCCCAUGCACGCAGAGAUGGUGCUGAUCCUCAUCGCCACGCUGGUGGUGGCUCAGAUAGUCCUGGUGCAGUGGAAACAGCGGCACCUCCGCUCGUACAACCUGGUGACUCUCGUCCAGAUGUGGGUGGUUCCUCUUUACUUCACCAUCAAACUCUACUGGUGGAGGUUUCUGUCCAUGUGGGGGAUGUUCUCCGUCGUCACCAGCUACGUCAUCUUCAGAGCCACUCGCAAGCCGCUGUCCUGCAGGACGCCGAGGAUGGUGUACAAGUGGUUCCUGUUGAUCUACAAGCUGAGCUAUGCAGUGGGCGUCCUGGGCUACCUGGCCAUCAUGUUCACCAUGUUCGGCUUCAACGUCUUCUUCAGGAUCAAGGCAGAGGACUCUAUGGACAUAGGUGUGAUCAUGCUGUUUUACGGGCUUUACUACGGCGUCAUGGGAAGAGACUUUGCUGAGAUCUGCUCUGACUACAUGGCUUCUACAAUCGGGUACUAUAACAAGGGAGGAAUGCCCAGCAGGAGCCUGACCGACGACAUCUGUGCAGUGUGCGGUCAGAAGAUCCUGGUGGACGUGGAGGAGGAAGGAUUUAUAGAAGACACCUACCAACUCUCCUGUGGACACCUAUUCCACGAGUUCUGCAUCCGCGGCUGGUGCAUCGUGGGUAAGAAGCAGACGUGUCCAUACUGCAACGAGAAGGUUGACAUGAAGAGGAUGAUGAACAACCCCUGGGAGAAGACACAUGUCCUGUAUGGGCAGCUGCUUGACUGGCUCAGAUAUCUGGUUGCCUGGCAACCCAUCAUCAUCGGUAUCGUUCAAGGGAUUAACUUCUCCCUGGGCCUGAAAUAGAGCCCUGAGGAACGCCGCUGCAAGUAUGUCCUGGAGUCGCGGGGGGGAAAAGUGUUCGAUACGUUUGGCAACAAAUUGUGAAAAUCCGCUCGACAAGGAACUGAUUCAGGCUGCUUUUGAAGUCUUUUGUUUCCUCAGUACAUGUUGUUGGACUGAAUGCUUGCACAGUUUCCAGCAGAGCGAUCCCAGGUGGUCUGGGUCUCUGUGUGCAGAGGACACUGUGAUGCCAAAACUGCUGCCAACUUGAACAAAUUUUUGAAUUUUUUUUUCAUUUGAAGCACAGUUUAUGUAUAGUUCAGAAACUUCUCUGUCAUGCAUGUUGUUUUUUUAUUGUGAUAAAUCAUUGCUUUACUUUGUACUGUAUCAUAAAAAUGCCUUUUUAAACAGUUGUAUUGUUUGCACACUUCCUCACUGCUGGUUCUGUCGACAACCACUAACAAGAAUUUAUUUUAAAGGAGUUUUCUGCUACAGAACAAAUUGAUUAGUUAAAGUACAAUUCUGUCCGAAUAGUGUUACAUAACCUGUUUACAUUUCAUGCAACUUUGUUUAUUACAUUCGUUUUAUUUGGGAUGUCUGUUCUGUUGUCGUUUGUAUGAAUCUAAAGUUGAUGGUAAUGUAGCAGUCACUGUUACUGUCACUGCAGCUGAAACUUACUAUCAGGAAUUGAAUGUAUCACAUUAUAGAACAGGAGAGAAUGAGGUAGUGGAUAAUCUUCCCUACGUUAUCCUUCCAACAUGGCACCAUUUUCCUAAUAACUAUGGUAACCACCAACAUUUAUUAACAGGAGUUUGGGUUCAUUCAAGUGGUUGAAGAGUGACAGGAGAAUCGAAUUGACAUUGCUUUGUUAUCAAGACUGCUGCUGAUAUUAACUUUGUAUUUAUUAAAUAUUUCUAAAACCCUCA
Dicentrarchus labrax (European seabass) is the source of this 1976-nucleotide messenger RNA. RefSeq names its product ring finger protein 175 (gene rnf175). The transcript is spliced from 9 exons. Gene Ontology annotation, cellular component: endoplasmic reticulum membrane; Golgi membrane. The record is from RefSeq and is a predicted model, not a curated record. NCBI's taxonomy places the organism in Eukaryota, Metazoa, Chordata, Actinopteri, Moronidae. The coding region runs from base 112 to 1074 and encodes 320 amino acids. Gene Ontology annotation, molecular function: metal ion binding; ubiquitin protein ligase activity.